Messenger RNA from Clupea harengus (Atlantic herring), 2030 nucleotides. Its product is annotated as progressive ankylosis protein homolog. Gene Ontology annotation, molecular function: phosphate transmembrane transporter activity. The record is from RefSeq and is a predicted model, not a curated record. Gene Ontology annotation, biological process: phosphate ion transmembrane transport. Gene Ontology annotation, cellular component: plasma membrane. Lineage: Eukaryota; Metazoa; Chordata; Actinopteri; Clupeiformes; Clupeidae.
GUGUGCUUGAGGAGGGAUAAAUGUCAAUGGACACAUGAAACUUUCAGAUGCUGUGAAAGCUGUCCUCAGAACAGUCCUCUGGGGUUCGCAGUGUCCUUCAUGUUUAGAAUCAAUUUCUGCUCAUACAACUAAACGUCUCUUCGUUAAUUGAAAAGGAAUGGCAGGGCUCUCUACAGAAAAUUCAGGAAAACUCUUUACAAUCGGAUGUUGAUUCGGGUAAGGUAAUUUCAUGUAAGAUGUGCGUUGGUUACAAGAAAAGUUAGCUAGCUGGCUAACCUAUGAAUCCGAGGUAGCUCCGUCGUGACAAAGCCGGUAAGAAACCCUCCUGUCAUUGGCUUUUAGUCAAAUUAACGCCAAAGACCACAGAACCAUUAGAACCAUUCUACACGCUUAGAGCCACUCAACAAAUCGACAAGCGCAAGCCGAUGCAUUGCAAAUCACCACCCAGGUGAGAACAUGGUAGACCUCCAGUCCCUCAAAUCCUACUGGCCUCUCAUCCGUUUUCUGGUGCCGUUGGCUAUCACCAACAUAGCCAUCGACCUUGGGGAACAGGCUCUGAACAGGGGCAUUGCCACAGUAAAGGAAGAUCGAGUGGAGAUGUUGGCCAGCUAUGGGCUGGCCUACUCGCUCAUGAAGUUCUUCACUGGGCCCAUGAGUGACUUCAAGAACGUGGGGUUGGUGUUUGUCAACAGCAAGCGGGACAGGCAUAAGGCUGUGCUCUGCAUGGGCGUGGCUGGAAUCAUCGCUUUUGUUUUGCACAUCCUCAUUGCUUAUACAGAUCUUGGGUACUACAUAAUAAAUAAGCUACACCAUGUGGAUGAAUCCGUGGGCGGCAAGACGAGACGGGCCUUCCUUUAUUUGUCACUGUUCCCAGUUCUGGAUGCCAUGGCAUGGAUCCAUUCUGGAAUUCUCCUCAAGCACAAACACAGCCUUCUUGUUGGCUCAGCCUCCAUAUCAGAUGUUGUGGCACAGAUUGUAUUUGUGGCCAUCCUACUCCAAAGUAACCUGGCGUGUGUGGAGCCUCUCCUCAUCCCCAUCCUGUCGCUCUACAUGGGUGCACUGGUACGAUUCACCAUCGUGGCACUGGGCUACUACUGCAGCGUCCAUGAAAACAUUCCAGACUCCUGUAGCAUCGAAAUUGGGGGAGAUGCAACCAUUAGGACGAUGCUGAGUUUCUGGUGGCCACUGGCCCUCAUUUUGGCCACACAGAGGAUCAGCAGACCAGUCGUUAACCUCUUUGUGUCUCGCGACCUCAAGGGAAGCGAAGAAUCUACUCAGGCUGUUGCAGUCCUCACCGCCACUUACCCAGUGGGCCACAUGCCUUAUGGCUGGCUUACUGAACUUCGGGCUGUCUACCCUGCUUUCGACAAGAACAAUCCCACCAACAGGCGGCUCGUUGGCACCUCAGUCACCAAAUCGCACAUAAACAGAUUCACACUCUGCUGCUUUUUGAUCUCUCUCAUGAUGUGUUUCAUAUUGUUCUGGAGUCCUGGAAUAUCUGAGGGCAUCUUGGUGAACAUCAUUGGGGUCGAUACAUCCUUCGCCCAACUCUGCGUCAAUCCACUGCGGAUCUUCUCCUUUUUCCCCCUGCCAGUUUGUGUCCGUGCUUACUUGACUGGCUGGCUCAUGACACUGAAGAAGACCUUUGUCCUGGCACCCAGCUCUGUGCUGCGCAUCGGAGUCCUGAUCAUCAGUCUGGUGGUACUUCCCUACAUGGGAGUUCACGGAGCCACUCUGGGAGUGGCAUCACUGCUGGCUGGAUUUAUGGGAGAGUCUUUCAUGGUUGCUAUUGCCGCCUUGUGCGUCUACAGAACACAGAAGAGUAACAACAAAAACGAGCUGAUGGCUGAUGGAGAGAACUCCUCCCCCAUGAGGGAGGUCAACCCCACGACCCAGUUAGACAACAUUCAGGAGUUGGGAGAAGGGGAGGACCAAUGAGAACACAAAAACAAACCCAUCAAGCUGGCAAGUUCUGAAAACAAAAGUCUGAAGUCUUUGCUUGGAUGUGAUGGAGCCAUCGGUUGCACUUU